CAUCUCGUCACGCGAGCGGGAAACAUAUGAAGGUAAAUCCCAUGUCGUUAAUUAAUCAAUUACCGUCUCGUUCUCCCUAAACGGUUUCCACAGGUAUCCUUUCCACUCCCCGUCGUUUGAUCAUUCUGUUACCAUAGGAAUCCCACGAUGGGAGCUGAAAAGUGUCAGGGAGCGAUAGCGCCUAUUCGCCCGCCGAAGGUAUGCGCCUCACCGGCUGGGAGUGGCUAUAAAUAAGUCACGGAAGUCACGGUAUCGGGGGUGGUACGGUGGUGGUACGGUGGAAGGUCGCGCGAUAGUACCACCGCACGCGAUCCACCGCCAGGCUCCGCGGUUCCGUUAAAAGCGCCGUUCGAUUUUCUUCGCCGACUUCUCCCAGCCGUGUCAUCGAUUGGCCGGCCGUUCGCGUUCUCCGAGGAGUCGGCGGUAGAGGGUGGACGGCGCAAGACGGCUGGCGGAAUGCUGGCGACGAACGGCGCUUACGGUUGCCGCGCUCACCCCUUCGCCGGCAGUCCGACCAGCGUCGCGACCACCGGCAAUUUCGCGGCGACGCGGCUGAAAUUCCUGCCGAGGAGCGGCCCGAGGCUGAAGACGUCGUCCGGUGUCACUAACUGCAUGGACCCGGCGUGCGCCGCGCGGAUGAAGCGACUGAAGAACAGGAAAGCUAAUGGCGCGCCGAGGAUGGAUCUGAGCAAGAAGAAGCCGGCGGAUUACACGGAGUUGGCGUACAGGGAAGCUAUAUCGAAGUUGAAGUACUUGUUGGCCGAGUCCUACGCGCCGAAUCCUGCGACGCCCGGAACAAAGCCGCAGAGCAUCCGAAACGUAUACAAGAACAGUAAUCUGCGGAUCAGCGAGUCCGGGGAAGAUACGGAUGACCAGAGCGUGAUCAGCGGCAGCUUCCGGAAGAAGGACCUCGCCGGGAACGCGGCCUCGUACCCUCCGCUGUCGAAGACUAUGCAACCAACGAAGGCGUAUAGCAACAUAGCGCUCUCGAGGGCCGACCUGCAGUCCAUACCGCCGGAGUUGACGUCCUUCAUCGAGCGACAGGAGGACUACAUCGAGCAGCUCGAGCGAGAAUCGCAAUAUUGCCGAGACGAGCUGAUCAAUCUGCUGAGUAAAGUACGAGAGGUAGUGGCCGAGAACGAGGCGCUCCACAGCAAGAAUCGGGCCGCGUUGUCGAAAUGCGCUCUGCAGGAUCACUGCGUCCAGGUGGACCACGAGUGUCACGUCGAGCGGGACGGACGCGACGCCGACAGCUCGGAGAGCAAGAAGGAGAAGCAGCCGCUGGUAGGGCCCAGCAUAGUGUUCGAGUCGAGAAUCAGCGAGCUGGAGGCGCAGCUGACGCAGGCGAGGCUGGAGCUGCGGAAGGCGCAGGAGGAGAAUCAAGCGAACCUGAAGCGUUUGGCCGACAGCUGCUCGAACGAGGGCGGUCCCGAGAUGCGGGCUGAGCUGGACAGAGCUCUGCGCGCCAAGUACGAGGCCGAGAUGAAGCUGGAGGAGUCGCAGAAGCUGCUGUCGGCCGCGAGGGACAAGGAGACCGAGGCGACCCAGAGGGCGAAGCGAUCCAUGGACGAUCGGCAGCAGAUCGAGUUCGAGCGUAGUCAGAGCGAGAUGGAGAUACGGAGACUGAAGGACGAGCUGGAGCGGCAACAUGAGAAGCUGCGCGAGGCGGCUCAAGAAGCGAACAGACGUAUGACCGAGGAGAGGCAGCAGCUGGAACGCCGGUACAAUCAGCAGGUUGAGCAGCUCUCCGCGGACAUCGCCUCCCACUGGGAGACCGCUAACAAGUCGCAGCUGGAGUCCGAGAAGCAGCGAAGGGAGAUCAACGAGCUCAGGAGGGAGCUGUCCCAGAAGCAAACGUCCACCGACAACCUGAAGAAGGAAUUGCAGAACAAGAUAUCUACCCUGCAGAGCGACCUGAAUCAGGUCUUGAGCGAGAAGGACGCGGCGGAGCAGGAGGUCCUGACCGGCAAAUUGGCGGCCGAGCGUAGCGAACGGCAGGCCCGCCAGGAGCAGAGCAGAUUGCAGACCGAGAUCAACUCGUACAAGCAGCGUCUGGAACGGGCGGACGCCGACCUGGUGCACUGCAGACGAGAAAAUCUCCGACUGUCGGAGCAGAUAGCGUCCUUGGAGAAAGAGAUAAGUAUGAGCAAAAUCACGCACCCCGAGGGCAGUCAUAGUCAGGUUACGCCUAGGGUGGAAAACGAGAAGGAACUGACUUCCAUGAUAAUGGACAUGGAGACUAAGCAUGCUACUACGGUGGCAGGCCUAGAAGACGCCCUGAAUAAUCAGGCCACGCUCGUCUCGAGACUGACUGCCGAAUGCCAAUCUCUCACACACCGUUUGGAAGCUAACAAUCUUAAACACAAGGAAGAAAUGGCCGGCCUACAAAGCAACAUAGAACACUUAUCGAAUAAAAUACAAGGCAGCUUUGCGAGUCACGAAGGAGGGACCUCCGUGGAAAUUAACGACGGCACGCCCGCAGCUUUUCAAUAUAAUCGUGCGAUGGAUUCAGUAGCCCCGCCGUCGUCGAACGGAUUACCGGCCGGUGAGGACGAUGUUCCGCGAAUGAUUCAUCAUCAGGCGUACGAAGCCGCCUCGCCCGGUCAACGGGACGUGACGGGUGAAGCCUAUUCGAAGAGGGACGAUCAGGACUUGCACGGCUCACGGUUGGACGAUGAACAGCGCGCCGACUCCGCGCCGAACGCAAGCACGGAGUUGUAUCAGAGGGAUGUUCACGAGCGAGAGUACACUGCGAACGAUCCGAGUAUGGAUACCUACGUGGCCGAGCAGGAUUACAAUCAGUACGGUGGCUAUGACGCUUCGCAGUAUCAGGAGGAACAGUAUGCUAACAACGAACAGUUCGACGUAACAGCGCAGCCGAUGGAGGAAAGCCAGAUUGUCGCCGACACGAGCGGACCCUUGCAGGAGGAGGCCUUGCACUAACGUAUAACUUUGUAUUAACGACACACGCGUAUAAGUAAUAUAAUGUUUGUGAACAUAUAUCCAGAAGAUGUAAACAGAAUACAAGGCAAUGUGUAAACCGA
Dinoponera quadriceps is the source of this 3044-nucleotide messenger RNA. RefSeq names its product serologically defined colon cancer antigen 8 homolog. The record is from RefSeq and is a predicted model, not a curated record. The transcript is spliced from 9 exons. NCBI's taxonomy places the organism in Eukaryota, Metazoa, Arthropoda, Insecta, Hymenoptera, Formicidae. Bases 457 to 2943 code for a protein of 828 amino acids. Gene Ontology annotation, cellular component: centrosome; centriole. Gene Ontology annotation, biological process: centrosome cycle; neuron migration; tube formation.